Molecule: messenger RNA, 1596 nt
Organism: Megalobrama amblycephala (Wuchang bream)
Lineage: Eukaryota; Metazoa; Chordata; Actinopteri; Cypriniformes; Xenocyprididae
Product: ras-related protein Rab-26
Exons: 9
Coding region: 397-1143 (248 amino acids)
Cellular component (GO): endosome; Golgi apparatus
Molecular function (GO): GTPase activity; GTP binding
Source: RefSeq, a predicted model, not a curated record
GUGGAGCGUUCGCGCGCUGCCAGGAUGCGCUCAGUGUGCGCGUGGCCAACACUUCCACUGAUUGUUGACAACGCGCCUUGCGCGCGUGCACUACUACGCUGCUUAGAGGAGUGAGGUGAAUUUUCCCUUUCAUAUUGACGGAGCAACAGCACAAGUGCAUUUAGGAGGCAGAGACGUUUUUUCUUUGCACUAUUCUGGACCAGUCUCGAGCGUCAGAAGCAGGUGCACUGCUCGCACUCUUUAUUUGACGGAACCACUAAGUCAUGCGCACGCUUAUUGAUGAAAAGUUCAUUCACGCUUACUAAGACGUAGGCUAUACAUCGGGAAAAGUAACCUGGGGCUGAAUAGUGCGUGCUUUAUAAAUUACUCGUCGCACACGAGGAAUACAUAAUAAUUAUGUCGAGGAAAAAAGCGGUCAAAGGAAAGGGGAGUUCAAAUUCACCGAGCUCAUCUCCUAUGAGCGAUAAAGAGAAGGGUAAGAAAGUCCCGACCCAGUCCAACGGAGUGGUGCAUCCCAGCCGACCGUCUCUCAGCAACAGCGGCGAAUUCUACGACAUCGCCUUCAAGGUAAUGCUGGUCGGUGACUCUGGGGUGGGCAAAACCUGUCUGUUGGUUCGCUUUAAAGAUGGAGCUUUUCUGGCUGGGAGCUUCAUCUCAACAGUUGGUAUAGACUUCAGGAAUAAGGUGCUGAACAUUGACAGUGUGAGGGUCAAACUACAGAUCUGGGACACGGCAGGACAGGAGCGAUUCAGGAGCGUGACGCAUGCUUAUUAUCGAGACGCCCAUGCUCUUUUGCUGCUCUACGAUGUGACGAAUAAAGCCUCUUUUGACAGCAUACAGGCCUGGCUCACAGAGAUUCAUGAGUUCGCUCAGCAGAAUGUAGUGAUCAUGCUUCUGGGUAACAAGGCUGAUGCCACACAUGAGAGGGUUGUGAAGAGAGAGGAGGGUGAGAAACUGGCCAAGGAGUAUGGCGUUCCCUUCAUGGAGACCAGUGCUAAAUCAGGUCUGAAUGUCGAGUUGGCCUUCACUGCUGUGGCCAAGGAACUGAAGCACAGGGAGAUGAAGGAGCCUAACGAGCCAAAGUUUCAGCUGCAGGAGUAUGUUAACAAGGAGAUGAAGGGAGUCGGCUGCUGUCGCUCCUAAACUCUGUCUGUCUGUCUGUUUGUGUGUGUGUUUUUCCACUUUCAUCCUCUUCUCUCGCAUAAAUUAGAUGACUGUCAGAUAUUCCGUGUCUCCGGAGACUUUCAUUUUCAAACGCUGUAUUCUUUCUUUUGACCUUCAUGCAAUUCACAGCUCGCAAACAAUGGCGAACGGCACAAAGCGAACAGAGAAGCAGUCGUCAGAAUGCAAUAGGCAUAUGCGUAAAUAUUUACUCUCCCAAUAAAUGCAGAUGUUUCAUCACACUCUCGAAUUGUUCUCCUGACCCACCUCUCCAAGCAGCUGUGAAUGUAUGUUCAACACUCAUGAUCAGUUGUGUCAGAUCUCGCAUCAUGUACAAAUCGUUCAUUCCUAAGCUAAUGAUGAGCUUUUCUGUGGCAGCUUCACUUGAACCCAGUCAUACACUAACUUAUAUUGUGCCGCUAUAAGAUAAACAGA